AGACGAUCGGGCCAUCGUGGCAGCCCCUGCCCCGCUGCGUUGUUGCUUGGCCUGCCCGCAUCUCUCGGCCGGGCUUGCCGCCCGCCCUUGCUGUAUUGGAACGGGCCGCCGGCUUUAUGGGUCCACAUGUGCUGCCCCCCUUGCGUUCGGCGGCGCAGCUGUCGCUCGGGGCGGCGCUGCGGCUCUGCCCCGUAGCCGCUUUUCCUUUUUCGGGGUGUUGUAGGUGCCGGCGUGCCGGUAUCAGCUUCUUUUUGUUUCUGUUUGCGAAGCAGCGCGAGUCAAAUAGUGCUCGCGAAGAAGUGCUCACUGCGUGGGCGUGAAGAAGAUAAGUUUCGCCCCCGAGGGCUUUCUAAUAAUAGAAUGGGUAGCAUUUUUCGUGGUCUGCAGCCCUGAAU
Messenger RNA from Amoebophrya sp. A120, 395 nucleotides. The record is from the annotation of a GenBank genome assembly. Lineage: Eukaryota; Dinophyceae; Syndiniales; Amoebophryaceae.